AUGGCGACGUCAAUACCCUCGCUGAAAACGAUCGGCCAUACACAGACGUAUGCGAGCCAAGCGCCACCAGCACAGGAUGCGCACAACUCGGCGGCGGUAGCUGCGACACCGAUGCUGCCCUUGACACCCGCCGAGGUGGAGGCGAUUGCACUCGAGGGCAGCGAGGACUCGCGCCACUGGUCGCACGCCAAAAAGUGGGGCACCACGCUCAUCAUCUCGCUCAUGGGCUUCAUCUCUCCGCUCGGCUCGUCGAUCCUCGUGCCGGGCAACGGCUUCGUCGACCACAGCUUCAGCCUCGGAUCGCGCACGCUCUCGGUGCUCCCCGUAUCGCUCUUCGUCAUGGGGCUGGGUGUGGGGCCGUUUAUUCUUGCGCCGUGUUCCGAGACGGUGGGAAGGCAGCCGGUGUACGUGAUGACGAGCGCGGUGUUCAUCGCGUUCAACCUCGCGUCGGCGUUCAGUCCGAGCUUUGCGGCGCUCAACAUCCUGCGCUUCUUUGCGGGUGCGGCGGGCAGUACCGGGCCGAGUCUGGGUGCUGGUAGCAUCGGAGAUAUGUUUGCACCCAAGGAACGCGGUCGUGCGCAGUCGCUUUAUGGUCUGGGGCCGUUGAUGGGACCUGUGCUCGGGUCGAUUUUGGGCUGCUUCAUUGCCGCGGGGACGAGGGAUUGGAGGUGGUUGCUGCAUACGCUGACGAUUCUGUCCGGCGUGGUGUUUGUGGUGAUCGUGCUGUUCUUGGACGAGACGUAUGCUCCCGUGCUGCUGCGCAAGAAGCGCGAACGUGCCAUCGCCCAACGGCUCCAACAGAUCCAAGACGCAACCCCCUCCUCGACGGUCGAGGCAGAGGUCAAGCAAAGCCGACUCGUCAUGGCGGCGCAGAGAUGGCUGCCGAGCAGGGCGAUCAUGCACAAACUCAAGCUGGCCCAAUCGCGGCCUUUCAGGUUGCUGUUUACCAAUCCUAUCUGUGCGAUCUUUUCGUACUACCUCGGCUUCUGCUAUGGCAUCAUCUAUCUCUUCAUCACGCAGCAUCCGUUGCUGUUCCAGACGCGCAAGGACGAGCCGGAUGCGCCGUCGCCACAGAAGCUGCCGACGUACAAUUGGACACUGGGCAUCUCGGGGCUGUCGUACCUCGGUCUGGGGCUCGGCUUUCUCGUGGCGGCGUUUACGAAUGCGCUGCUGCAGGACGAGAUCUAUGCGCGUCUGGUCGAAGCCGACGGCAGGGUUGGCUGGUUCAUCUUUUACCGUCGCUGCGCAUUCGAGCGAGCUUUGCGCGAUCGGUCCGAUCCAGCAGCGGAUGAUGUGGAACAGCCCAAGCGCCUCAGUGAUGCUGCAGCCGAAGGAGCCAAUUCCGCUUUUGGCAACGUCACACCCACCGUCAACCCGGACAAACUCCCACCCUCCAUCCCCCCCGCAGAGGUGAAGAAAGGUCGACCCGAGUACAGGUUGCCACUCUGCCUUGUAGGGAUGCUCAUCCUCCCCGUGGGAUUGACGACGUUCGGAUGGAGUGCUGCCAACCAAACGCACUGGAUCGUGCCGCUGGUGGGGUCGUUCCUCGUGGGGUGUGCGACGAUCCUAUGCUUCCAGACGAUCCUCGUGUAUCUCGUGGAUGCAUUCGUGCCGUAUUCGGCCUCGGCCACGGCAUGUGCGGUGCUGGUGCGCUCGGUGCUGGCGGCAGCAUUCCCGCUGUGUGCAGAGUACAUGUUCGAAGGCCUCGGAUAUGCGUGGUCGUGCACCCUCCUCGCCGGUAUCGGCCUCCUCGGCCUUCCAGUCCCCAUCAUCCUGUACAGGUACGGAGAACAUCUGCGUGCCAAGUACAAGUUCAAAGGCUAG
Moesziomyces antarcticus is the source of this 1824-nucleotide messenger RNA. Its product is annotated as MFS multidrug transporter. The coding region runs from base 1 to 1824 and encodes 607 amino acids. Gene Ontology annotation, molecular function: transmembrane transporter activity. Lineage: Eukaryota; Fungi; Basidiomycota; Ustilaginomycetes; Ustilaginales; Ustilaginaceae. Gene Ontology annotation, biological process: transmembrane transport. The transcript has a single exon. The record is from RefSeq and is a predicted model, not a curated record.